CCCUUUCUUGCUGUCAACCAGUUCCCGAUCUACUUGGUUGCCUCGUUUCUUCUCCGGCUACCGUCGGCGGAUUUUAUGCAAAAUCUUGUCUUUCUAACUCAUCUUUUAUCGUAAUCCACUCCUUUUCGUGAAGAUGUUUCCUUUUGUGUAACUAGUUUUCGUAUUAAUGGAUAUUAAGCUGCUAAAACAAGAAACGGAGGAGCUGUCCUAUCCCAGGGACCUUCUUUGGCGACUCGCUGGCGCAGGAUUAAAUAACGAACGCCCUCCUAUGAAGCUUGAUAUAGAGCCGGAGUUAAGCUUGGGGCUUUCUCUCGGGGGAUGCUUUGCCUCGGAGCCAAGGGAGAUGCGGCUCGUGCGGUCGUCGUCUAUUGCAACGCUCUCAGUGUUCCCAAAUGAGCCGGCCUCUUCGUCUCUUGUGCGAACUUGCUCUCUUCCCGUUGAGGCCAACGAGGAGAAUCGGAAGCGGAAGGAGAUGCAGAGCUUGAAAAGGCUUGAGGCGAAGAGGAAGAGAACGGAGAGAAGGAGCAGUUGGAGACCUCCGAUGGUGUUUACGGGGAGCGGGGAUCCUAAAGAGGAACCGUCUAGGGCGAUGGCGCUUCGGAAGGACAGUUCGGAUUUUGAUGGAGGGGCGUUGGAAGAAUCGGAUCUCUCAAGCUUAAGCAACUCUUCAGCUGUUACUUCAUUGCCUGACACCGCUCACAAGUCCGUUGCUACAGAUUCAAUACCGCAGCGGCUAAGAUCCCUAAAUUCUUUGCAGGGAGAUGAUAUAGCGUUGAAGAGGAUGACAGACAACAUAAACAGACCGCAAGAUAUGGGAAGGAAUAUGAUGGAUGAGAUGCCGUGUGUGUCAGUUAAAGGAGAUGGCCUUAAUGGAAGGAGGAUUGAAGGCUUCCUCUACAAGUAUAGGAAAGGUGAAGAGGUAAGGAUAGUCUGUGUUUGCCAUGGCAGCUUCCUUACUCCAGCAGAGUUUGUCAAGCACGCUGGAGGAGGCAACGUGACCCAUCCUCUCAGGCAUAUAGUCGUUAACCCUUCCCCUUCAAUUUAUUACUAAUGCUUCUUAUGUGGACUUCAGGAUUUCAUCUACUACCAAGCUUGAUCUGUCACUGAAGUAUCAAGGGAAGGAUAGUCUCUUCUUUUUUACUCCAUUCUCGAUUCCCUUGUCGUGAAGUCCCAUCCCUUCUUUUUUUCUUGCUUUUUUUUUUUAUUUUCCUUGAAUGAAUGAAUGAAUGAAUGAGAGAGCAUAUGGAAGAAGUCUUUACUUGUUGGCUUUUUUGAUUCCUUCGACUUUUCCUGUACUGCAUGGGGUGAUUUAUGUCUACUUGUUGGUAUCCAUAUCUCCUAGUGUUCGUCUUCUGGGUUUCUUAAUUCCUUAUUGCGGUAAUCUCUCUCACAAUUUUUUCGCGGUGUUAAGAAAAUUAUAAAUGAAUAGCUCCUCUGUCCAUAAUUGUCCACGCUUGUCGGCCUUUUGCUUUGUUUCAUUGUUUUAUGCGGAUUUGUUCGUUAUAGACGUCUACUUUUUGGGUGAUUAUGCUUCUUAUGGUAUUUGCAGG
This is a messenger RNA of Phalaenopsis equestris, 1550 nucleotides long. Its product is annotated as ninja-family protein AFP3-like. Gene Ontology annotation, cellular component: nucleus. The transcript is spliced from 2 exons. Bases 167 to 1051 code for a protein of 294 amino acids. Gene Ontology annotation, biological process: negative regulation of DNA-templated transcription; signal transduction. The record is from RefSeq and is a predicted model, not a curated record. Lineage: Eukaryota; Viridiplantae; Streptophyta; Magnoliopsida; Asparagales; Orchidaceae.